UGCGUCGGACGGGCGGACGGACGGAGUCGGGUGGAGAUCACUCUCCGAUCGGCGGAUCGGCGCCACCCAUCCGGACACCAGUGCCGGGUCUGUCGCUCGGCCCGCGGGUCGUGUUUCAGGAUCCCAUUGUCUCGGCUGCGUUACCAUGUUGUCAGGCGAUGCUCCGAGUGUGGAUUUCGUGUGACGCGCCGGCCGAGUCGUUCGUUGACCUGAUGCAGCGGCGAGACCGGGGCGCCGUCAGAGCAGCAGCAGUCGUCCGCCGCGCGUCGGCCGACGCCGCCUCUCCCCGCAGCCAUGCUGGACAUCUUCCGCGGCCUGAAGAGCUUCAUCAAAGUGAGCCAUGUGCAGACGGACUCGGCCAUAUUCCGCAUCCACUACUCGGUGACGGUGCUGAUACUGCUGGCGUUCUCUCUGAUCGUCACCACCCGGCAGUAUGUCGGCAACCCGAUCGACUGUAUCCACUCCAAGGACAUUCCCGAGGAUGUGGUCAACACGUUCUGCUGGAUCCACACCACCUACCACGUGCCGUCCGCCUUCAAACUGAAGAUGGCCACGCGGCCCGGCGAGACCGGCUCCGUCAUCUACCCCGGCAUCGGACAGCCCAAACAUGAUGCCGACAUCAAGUACAUCAAAUACUACCAGUGGGUCUGCUUCUGCCUCUUCUUCCAGGCCAUGCUGUUCUACAUACCGCGGUGGCUGUGGAAGCACUGGGAGGGCGGCAAGAUCCACGCCCUUCUCAUGGACAUGGACAUCGGCCUAGUGGCUGACGUCGAGAAGAAGCAGAAGAAGAAGAUGCUGCUCGACUACCUGCAGGUCAACCUGCGGCACCAUAACUACUGGUUCUACAAGUACUUUUUCUGCGAGCUGCUCGCACUGGCAAAUACAGUUGGCCAGAUAUUCUUGAUGAAUCGGUUCUUCGAUGGCGCCUUCAUGACGCUGGGUCUGGACGUGAUCGCUUACUCAGAUAAGGACCCGGACGAGCGCAUAGACCCUCUCAUCUGGGUCUUCCCGCGCAUGACCAAGUGCACGUUCCGCAAGUACGGUCCGUCGAGUAGCAUUGACGUGAUGGACGUGCUCUGCAUCCUGCCGCUCAACAUCGUCAAUGAGAAGGUGUACGUGUUCCUCUGGUUCUGGUUCCUGGGACUGGCCGGACUGACGCUCAUCAACAACGUGUUCCGCGUGCUGCUGAUGCUCAGUCCGCGGAUGCGCGCCUACUUUCUGCACGUGCGGCUGCGGUUCGUCAGCCGCGACGCCAUCAACGUCAUCAUCCGGCAGUCGCGGAUUGGAGACUGGUUCCUGCUCUAUAUGAUCGGUCAGAACAUGGACGCCAGCAUCUUCAGCGAGGUGAUGAGCGACCUGGCCCGCCGGCUCGGUCACAAGGGCAAGGACUACUCGGAGGCGUGAGGCUGGACGUGCCGCCCGGCUCGAUUCGAAUGAACAGAUGAGCGAGAUGGCGGACAGCGGGGACAAAGACGGCGAGCUGAGGUGAUCGGGCCUGCGGUGCCCCACCGACCACAGACCGCGGAGCCCGUGUCAGCCCCGGGGCGCCGUGUCACGUGCCAUCUCUCGGUGCGGGAGGGAGCCGACCGCGGCACCUGCACGGCACACACGCGCGGGGAGCCGCCACCGCCGGCAGCUGUGUGCCGACCCCAUCCCAUUUAUAUGUGUGCAUGGCAGACGCGCGUGACUAAGGGAGAGAGAGGUAGAUAGAUGGAUAGAGGGAGAGAGAGUCGGCCAGGACUCUGGAGGCGGACUCUGUCAUGCGAGCUGUGGACUUAGCUGGCUGGGACUCGCUGCAAUAGCUGGGACUGUGUGGACUGGGCUGGUGCGGCGCUGACCAGUGCCAGGAGCGGGAGUUUGCGCUGCGUCUCUCAUCUGUGUCAUUGACAGAGACUGUCUCUAGUGGCUCGCUGGCCAUUCUGUGAACAGUGAGUUGUUACGUUCCAGUGUCGGCAGGCGCCCUGCCGGCUCACUGCCGAACUCCGAGCGGGACGGGGCUGGUCGUCCGAUAUAUCAGUACACGUAGCUAGUUUUCCUACCCACGACCGGCCUGCCAACUGGUCCAUCUGAGGGGACCAAUUGUGUGCCUUCAUGGGUGGCGUCGCUAGUACUGGUCUCUGUAUAGCGCAGCUGGUUUAAACGGUGCAAUGCUGGAAACAUGGAAAUGGAAAUGAUAGUCAAUCGAUUCGCAACUGAUAAAAAAGGGAGGAAGUUUUCGUGGUAAAACGCCGUUUAUGUCGGUUUGAUACGCUGUCAAAUCUAAUCACUGCUGGUCCUGACUGAUAUUAUGCAUACUCUAAUCAUCGUGCCUCCCGAUUACAUAUCUUGUGUAAUCUCGAUCACGACUGCUACCGGCGAGGUGUCUGACAGACUGCCAUCGUCGAUACUGCUUCUUGGAUAUACUGCGCUACAUCACCGACGCUGCCAAUUGGAUAUGAUCUGUAGUCUGAGCAUCCUCGCUGCCAGCUGGGCGUAAUGCUCUUUUUUUUUCUAAGCAACCGUCCAACCCAGCUAUAUCUUGUCACAUAACUCUGACUUUAGGCUUGGGUACUUUGAUCAUCAUAUGUGCUG
Amphibalanus amphitrite is the source of this 2571-nucleotide messenger RNA. RefSeq names its product innexin shaking-B-like. The record is from RefSeq and is a predicted model, not a curated record. Lineage: Eukaryota; Metazoa; Arthropoda; Thecostraca; Balanomorpha; Balanidae. Gene Ontology annotation, cellular component: plasma membrane; gap junction. The transcript has 4 exons. Bases 295 to 1404 code for a protein of 369 amino acids. Gene Ontology annotation, molecular function: gap junction channel activity.